UAGGAUGUUAUAUUUUAUUGAAUAUAAACGUGUGGUCAUUUUAAAUGUCACGUACCCCUAGAGGUACGCGUACCGUCGAUUGAGAACCACUAGACCAGCGUUAGAUGGUGCCUCGGGGUCAGCUCGGUGAAGGCAGACCGACAGGGCUCUUGUUCAGGUGUCGUCAGCGCGCGACACGCAGCGCAGGUAAAGGAAACCGUCUGUGGUCUGAACCCGUCACCUCCAGGAAAAUAUCUAGAGCUCAACCCGACGGUGUCGAGUCGUCGGUAACGCGGUCGAGUCGCAGAGCCCACGCGCCUCACCCAGCCCACGCGACGGCCUGCUCAGUCCUGACUCUCACAUGUACAUCCAGGGCUACAAGUGGGUGCGAUGGCGGGUGUGGUGUUGUCGCCUGGCGGCUGUGCUGUCCUUGGGUCUCCUGUUGAUCGUGUUUCACUGGCAGCCACGCCUCGCCGUCCUCUUACGCUGCCGCUCCUGCCCUCUGGCUCUGGCAGAUAUUCUACUGAUAACCGACAGCUUCGCCCGCCGUCAUGUGGUGAAGGUCCUAACAGAGGAGAUGGAGGACGGCAGCGUGGACUUGUUUGUAGAGCUGGAGGACAAUGACAGCAGGGACACAGUUCAGCUGCACAAUGACGAGAAAACGCUGCUGCGCUAUUACCUGUUUGAGGGACUGCGGUACAUCUGGCUGGCCAGGAAAGGAUCCUUCUGUCGUGUCAGUGCCCUCAAUGAAAACUGGACCCGCAAGGACCUGCACGGUUUCCAAAAGGGCCUGAGUCCCCUGGAGCAGAGCUUGAGGAAACGCAUGUUUGGGCCCAACCUUAUUGAUGUGCCUGUGAAGCCUUAUGUGCAACUGCUGUUUGAGGAGGUCCUCAACCCAUUCUAUGUGUUUCAAGGGUUCAGCAUCACACUGUGGCUGAUUGAUGAAUAUUAUUUUUACGCCAUAUGUAUAUUUAUUAUCUCCAUUUUGUCCAUCUGUAUCUCCCUUUAUGAGAUCCGCAAGCAAAGCAUUACACUGCGCAAAAUGGCCCAGUUCGUCACUAUUGUCACAAUAAGGAGAAACUCGGGAGUGGAGGAGUGUGUGAGCUCGGAGGAGCUGGUCCCCGGCGACUGUGUGAUCCUCCCCCAGGAAGGUCUGCUGCUGCCCUGUGAUGCUGCCCUGCUGGCCGGGGAGUGUCUGGUGAACGAGAGCAUGCUCACAGGUGAAAGUGUCCCGGUGCUGAAGACGCCACUGCCGACUGGUGAUGGGGGGUACAGCUCGGAGACGGAGCGCAGACACACCCUCUUCUGUGGCACGCAGCUCAUUCAGGCCAAAGGGGGCGGAGCCGUUGCCGUGGUCACGAGCACCGGGUUUUUCACAGCCAAAGGUAGCCUUGUUAGCUCCAUUAUGCAUCCCCAGCCAACCGACUUCCGCUUCUACAAAGACUCAGCCAAGUUCCUGCUCCUCUUGGGUUUUGUUGCUUUUAUGGGCACCAUUUACAGCAUCGUGGUCCUCUUCAAAACCAAUGUGACUUGGUUGCAGUUGGUGAUCCGGAGCUUGGAUCUGGUGACCAUCGCAGUGCCUCCCGCCCUCCCUGCGGCCAUCACCACGGGCACCAUCUACGCCCAGCGCAGGCUGAAGAAGCAGGGGAUCUUCUGCAUCAGUCCGCCACGCAUCAACAUCUGCGGCAAGAUCUCGCUCUUCUGCUUCGACAAGACAGGGACUCUCACGGAGGAAGGUCUGGACGUGUGGGGCGUGAUGGAGGGGGGAGCUGCUGGAUUCUCGGAGCUGGUCCCAGAUCCCCGCCUCCUGGCCCCCGGGCCCAUGGUCUCAGGCCUGGCCUGCUGUCACACCGUGACGAUGCUGCAAGGAAAGCCCCUCGGAGACCCUCUGGAGCUCAAGAUGCUCGAGUCCACCGGUUGGACCCUCCAGGAGCCGGAAGGAAAUGGAAACGCGUUGGAUUCAGAGUUUGGGGGCCACAGAGUUUUAGCUGUCGUAAAACCACUUUCUCAAAGUACUUACACAGAGCAGGCGGUGGCCAUUGUCCGGAGGUUUCCCUUCUCCUCGGCGCUGCAGAGGAUGAGUGUGGUGACGGUGGCUCACGGGGGACACUCUGCACUCGCUUUCCUCAAAGGAUCCCCGGAGAUGGUGGCCAGCCUCUGCCGUGCAGAAACCGUGCCGAAGCAGUUCUCCAGGAAACUGUGCAGCUUUUCCGGUGAAGGCCUCAGAGUCCUCGCCCUGGCCUAUAAACCAGUAGACAAGAGCCCUGACCUGGGGACCAUUGAACGAGAGGAAGUGGAGAAAGAACUGCAGUUCCUGGGCUUUCUGAUGAUGAAGAAUCUGGUGAAGCCAGUAAGUGCCACGGUCAUUAACGUACUGAGACUGGCCAACCUCCGCAGCGCCAUGGUCACUGGGGACAACAUUUUAACAGCAGUCAGCGUGGCAAAAACCUGUGGCAUGGUGGGAGACGAUGAGAAGGUGAUAUUCGUCAACGCGACCCCCCACACUGCCCGGUCCAUGCCCACUCUGAAGUUCAGCCUGGAGGAAGAUAGGGCCACGACGGGACAAACCUCUACCGUCCUUCAGAGCCUGUAUCAAAGCGGUUUUGACUAUCACUUGGCUAUAAAUGGAAAGUCCUUUGCUGCCCUCUGUAACCACUUCCCUGAGUAUUUGCCAAAGGUUUUGUUGCGUGCCACUGUAUUUGCACGCAUGGCUCCCGAUCAGAAGACACAGCUGGUGAAGGAGCUGCAGAAACUGAACUACCGGGUGGGCAUGUGUGGGGACGGGGCCAAUGACUGUGGGGCCCUGAGAGCUGCUGACGUCGGCGUUUCCCUGUCCGAGGCUGAAGCUUCGGUCGCAUCGCCUUUUACUUCCAAGACUGAAGACAUCAGCUGCGUGCCGCUGCUUAUCCGAGAGGGCCGGUGUUCUCUGGUCACCUCCUUCAGUCUCUUUAGAUACAUGGCCCUGUACAGCCUCAUCCAGUUCUGCUCCGUCCUCAUCCUCUACACCGUGAGGACCACCCUGGCUGACCUCCAGUUCCUGUUCUGCGACUUGUUCGUGGUGACCUUGCUGGCCAUCGUGAUGGGGAGAGGAGGCCCCAGUGAUGAGCUGCACCCCGACAGACCCUCAGCCAGCCUGCUGGCCCUGCCCGUCCUGGGCAGCCUCCUCCUCCACACCGGCACAAUUGUUCUGGGCCAGUUGGCGGCGCUUUUCAUCACCACCUCACAGGACUGGUACGUUCCACUCAAUUCAACGAUGUUCGGCGUGGCCAAUCUGCCCAACAUGGAGAACACCAGUGUGUUUUCCCUGUCAGCUUUCCAGUUCAUCUUCAUGGCUGUGGUGGUCACCAAGGGCUACCCUCACAAGAAGCCUCUCUUCUACAACUGGAUCUUCCUCUGCCUGCUGCUCGUCCUCUUUGGCCUGACGACUUGGCUGGUGUUGUAUCCCGGUCCCUUCUUUGGUCACAUACUAAAACUGCACGACUUCUUUGACAUGGAUUUUAAAAUGCUGCUAGUCGCGCUGGCUGCUCUCAACUUCCUCAUUUGUUUUCUUGUGGAGGUGCUAGUAGACAGAGGUGUCCUGACCUGUCUUCGUUCGCUGCGUGGGACGCGUCAGUCCAAGAAACAGUACAAACGUCUGAACAUCCUUCUGUCUGAAUCCCCGUCGUGGCCUCCGCUGAAUGAAACGCUGUCCCCCACAGAACACACAGUCAUCCAGUGCAGCUAGCAUCCACUUGUCCUCGUUGGACACGGCCAUUAAAGCCAAAAAGUGCUUUGUGUGUCUGAGCUACAUCCCCAAUGUAAAGCAAUGUUUACAAUUAAUAAAAUAUUUUUAUGUA
Messenger RNA from Pungitius pungitius (ninespine stickleback), 3815 nucleotides. It is a transcript of the gene atp13a2, whose product is annotated as ATPase cation transporting 13A2. Gene Ontology annotation, molecular function: ATP binding; P-type ion transporter activity; ATP hydrolysis activity. The record is from RefSeq and is a predicted model, not a curated record. Gene Ontology annotation, cellular component: membrane. Gene Ontology annotation, biological process: intracellular calcium ion homeostasis; autophagosome-lysosome fusion; transmembrane transport. Lineage: Eukaryota; Metazoa; Chordata; Actinopteri; Perciformes; Gasterosteidae. Bases 341 to 3703 code for a protein of 1120 amino acids. The transcript is spliced from 29 exons.